AUGACCGAAUCUCUUCAUUUCCUGCGGCGAGUCACCGGAGGCGCUGUCAGCUCAGGGCGACCUGCGCCUAGUGCGAAUCCGCCGAUGUACGCCUCGAGUAUCAAAGCCACAGGGGAACUUCAAUAUUCUAGUCGCCUGUUCCUCGUAGAAGUUCAGGGCGAUGAGAGUCGUGUUGAGCUAGCCUUGUUGAGGAGGCGGGAUCGGCUUGCGAAGCUUGCUGUAAUCGUUAACCUUAUCUGUGUUCAAGCUGUUCAAACCGAUCUGUGA
This is a messenger RNA of Somion occarium, 267 nucleotides long. The record is from the annotation of a GenBank genome assembly. Lineage: Eukaryota; Fungi; Basidiomycota; Agaricomycetes; Polyporales; Cerrenaceae.